Lactuca saligna is the source of this 1293-nucleotide messenger RNA. Lineage: Eukaryota; Viridiplantae; Streptophyta; Magnoliopsida; Asterales; Asteraceae. The record is from the annotation of a GenBank genome assembly.
AUGAAGGAUCAUUUUCCUUUUACCAUCAAGAAACUACUACCUGGUUGCUGGAAGUACUUGGCUCAUGUGUUUGUGAGCUAUAUUUCCGGGAGGAGAUCAGGUCCCAAUGAGAUUUCUCUCUUGAACACAGGAGCUAUUGCAGCCCUGGCAUCAGGGAUUGAAUUCAAUUUUUCAAAAUUUAUUUUGCAUGAAUUGAUUCUCAAUAUUGAAGGAAACAAGAGGGAAAAGUUCUUGAUGUACCCAAUGUUUCUUCAAAUUAUCUUUAAUGUCAUGCAUCCCGAGAUCGAAAGGGGAAAUGAAACACUGGAUCUCAAGUCUAUUGAUCCAAAUAAUGAUCAUUCGGAAUCAGAAAAUCUUUCUAAUCCAACAGAAACUGAAGAUGUUGUGAUUUCAAUUUCAGAGCCAGAAAAUAAAGAAGUUGAUGUUUCACCUGCAGCGGCUGUGGCUGAGGAACAUGAUCACUUACAUGAUAUAGAUGUUGAAGGAAAUUUUGAUCGAGAGGCAGGAGAUGAGGACUUCAGCGGUGAUGAUGAUUUUCCGAAAGAGCUGGAUUUUACUGGGAUCAGUGAUGAUAUCCCCUCGAGUAUUGAACUUAAUCUCGAUGAUGAUGAGUUUGGUCCACUUCCGGGAUUCGACAGCAGGUGCUUUAAAAAGGUCAAUGAAGUUUCUCAACUAGCAACUGAGACUGGGGAAGAUGUUAGUGCUCUCAAAAUUUUGCUUUCCGCUUCAAAACCUAUGGAGGUGUCUUCAGGUCCAACAGAUGUGGUUUCAGAGAUUCCUCCCUCUGGAGUUUCUACUGUAAGCCAAGUACCACCAGUCUCAUCUACGGUUACCACCACCACACUCUCUACUCCACCAAUACCAUCCGAAGAAGGCCCGAGCACAAUGUAUGAACCUCACGGAAUUGUAGAUCCUCCCGUGGCUCCCAACCAAUCCACAUAUGACGAUUUUCCAGUUGAUCCACCUCCUCCAAGAACAACUACCGUUGUUAAUCGGUUUGAUAGAGAACCUGAAAACAACAGAUCUCACAUCAGAAUCAAGCAAGGAAAAAGGACCGUCACUGCCAGCAAAAGUGAUGGGUUACUUUUCAUGAAAAACUCGAAUGAAAAUCACAAAGCUAAAGAUCAUGUUCUGACUGUGACUGAUCUCAAAAAGAGAAAGUUUGGUGACGAGUAUGGAGAUCGAUCUGGAAUCCAAAUGUGGGCUUUUGAUCCCAGGUUGAAUAUGUGGGUCGUAAAUAGGAACUCUGGUGUCCCUGAGUAUUACAAAAGUGUUCAUGAUUUCAACUCGUGA